Rhagoletis zephyria (snowberry fruit fly) is the source of this 379-nucleotide messenger RNA. RefSeq names its product trypsin alpha-like. NCBI's taxonomy places the organism in Eukaryota, Metazoa, Arthropoda, Insecta, Diptera, Tephritidae. The record is from RefSeq and is a predicted model, not a curated record. Gene Ontology annotation, biological process: proteolysis. Gene Ontology annotation, molecular function: serine-type endopeptidase activity.
CUUUCGGGGGGGUUUCGUGAAGUUGGCCGAAGCCGUAAGUGUUAGCAGCUACCUUGCAUUGGGAAGCAGCUUACCUUCAAGUGGUGUACUCGUCGGUUGGGAUGCAAACAACGCCGUGGUAGAAGCAAUUGAAACUAUCACCAGCGCCAAGAAAUGCGUUACUCAAGGCUACAAAUACGAAGACGGUGAUCUUUUCAAUUCACAGUUCUGCGGUCGGGCUGCGAACGACGCUUGUGGUGAAUUGCCUGGAAGUCCUUUGGUGGCUGACAAUAAGUUGCUUGGUGUUGUAUCCUGGGGUUAUGGUUGUGCCAACAAAGACAACCCAGCUAUUUACUCCAACAUUCCAGUCUUGAAAUUGUGGCUCGAAAGUGUUUUGUAA